This is a messenger RNA of Drosophila nasuta, 386 nucleotides long. RefSeq names its product Nop10 ribonucleoprotein (gene Nop10). The record is from RefSeq and is a predicted model, not a curated record. Lineage: Eukaryota; Metazoa; Arthropoda; Insecta; Diptera; Drosophilidae. Bases 106 to 300 code for a protein of 64 amino acids. Gene Ontology annotation, biological process: ribosome biogenesis; positive regulation of telomerase RNA localization to Cajal body; rRNA pseudouridine synthesis. Gene Ontology annotation, cellular component: box H/ACA snoRNP complex. Gene Ontology annotation, molecular function: snoRNA binding; telomerase RNA binding. The transcript has 2 exons.
GUUUUUCUUUUGCAGAUUGGUCACACAUGUUUAUAUGCACGCCACACGUGUUUAUAUUUUUAGAGAGAAAAGACGCACAGCUUUAUAGAAUUCAUUUAAUUCAAAAUGUAUCUCAUGUACACAAUUAACGAAAAUGGCGAACGCGUCUAUACGCUGAAAAAACGCACUGAAGAUGGACAUCCCACCUUGUCGGCACACCCAGCGCGUUUCUCGCCCGAGGACAAGUACUCGCGUCAACGCAUCACCAUCAAGAAGCGCUUUGGACUGCUGCUCACCCAGAAGCCCGAGCCCAUCUAUUAAGCUGAGGCAGUAGUUUUAAAUUAGCUUACAUGUGUAUUUACAAAUAAUAAGAUAAUCAAUAACAAUAAUCAAAUGCGUCGCUUCAA